Messenger RNA from Acipenser ruthenus (sterlet), 6306 nucleotides. RefSeq names its product zinc finger protein GLI2. Gene Ontology annotation, biological process: smoothened signaling pathway; regulation of transcription by RNA polymerase II. Gene Ontology annotation, cellular component: nucleus. The transcript is spliced from 11 exons. Gene Ontology annotation, molecular function: RNA polymerase II cis-regulatory region sequence-specific DNA binding; DNA-binding transcription factor activity, RNA polymerase II-specific. Lineage: Eukaryota; Metazoa; Chordata; Actinopteri; Acipenseriformes; Acipenseridae. The record is from RefSeq and is a predicted model, not a curated record. The coding region runs from base 1195 to 5196 and encodes 1333 amino acids.
CGUUUCAAGUGCAGCAGGACAAUGACCAGGACUGGAGCAGAUUAGCCUCUCCGGUAAUAACACAGGAAAGCUUUAUUUGAACCUGAUCUAUGUAGCAUGCUUGAAGUUGCCCCCUUUGCAAUCCUUUAAUGAGAGCUAUGGUGUGCAGCCCACUUCUGUAGAACUUUAUUGCAGGUUCACAUAAAAGGGUAGAGCAUUACGUUAGGUUAACGCUGCCACCCAAGUUUGUGAUGGUUUACAAUGGUCUUUGUCUGCUCUUGCUGUGUGCUUCCAAUGUGCUAUUUUAAUGUUGUUGUUUUGCCAGUGGAAACAGGAGUUCUCUGGAUUGUGCUCAGGGUGAUGACAGCUCCUUCGUUGUAGCUAUAUUACUAUAACAGGUUCAGACAGAGAGCCAGAAUGGGAAAUAAAACACCUUUUUACAGUAGAGCACCUGAGCUUUUAAAGUUGAAUAAGCAAUGCAGAGUAGAUCUUACUGGACAUAAAAGUGGCUGAGGAAAAAAAAAAUAACUGGAGAAGUCCCACCGACUUUAUAAAAAAAUAAAUAAAUAAACAACAACAAAUUCAAAUGAGCACAAAAUGCAAUCAGGGCUCCAGCUUCAUCUUCAGCCCUGGCUGACCCGUGACUUCAGAAUACUGUAGAAAUGUUUCGAUUUGCAGCAAAGAAAUGUUUUACAGAACCCAGGACUAUUGGUGCAACAAAACCUUGGCCUUACAAACGCCACUAGCAUGUGUUGAAUCCAUCAAGCUCAGCAGCACUGCAUCCUCUCUGCUUUGUCAUACCCUCCCCUAACCUAAAACCAAAAGGGAAUGAACCUGGACAGAUUAACAGCUCCAAACCUCUGAGGAUCUUGGAGAGGUAUUUCCUGUGAGAAUGAUAGGGCUAGGGGGAGGGUUGGAAUUCAGCCUUUGAAAUUAGAAUGUGUCAGUUUGGUCCUCUCAGUUGGAGCUGAAUAAGAAAGCAGAAUGUAAGAAGUACUCAGAAAGCAUGGAGGCUGCUCUUCCCCCAAGCCGAAUCCCUUGCUAGCAAACUGUUAGCCCAGGACAGGACCUGAUUGUUCUUUUGAAUGGUCCCUGGGUUUUUUAGCUGCUUCACUUUGGUAGAGUGUGGUUACGCAUGAACACUUGAAGGAGAGAGGGCUUUUCAGCCUGCCCCCUCCCCCCCCUGGAGCUACCCCUGCUGAGUACUACCACCAAAUGGCACUGAUGGCCAGCCACCGCAGCCCCUAUGGGGACCUCCUGAUGCAGAGUGGGGCAGCGGCAGCGAUGGCUGCACACCUCCCAGACUACAUCAACCCCGUGGAUGUAUCGCGGUACUCCAGCCCACGGCUGACUCCGAGGCUCAGUCGAAAGCGAGCCCUUUCCAUCUCGCCCCUCUCCGAUGCCAGCAUUGACCUCCAGACCAUGAUCCGCACCUCGCCCAACUCCCUGGUGGCCUAUAUCAACAACUCCAGGAGCAGCUCUGCAGCCAGCGGCUCGUAUGGGCAUCUUUCUGCUGGUGGAAUCAGCCCUGCGUUUGCUUUUCCCCACCCCAUCAAUCCCAUGGCGUACCAGCAGAUUCUGAACCAGCAGAGAGGCUUGAGCUCCGCGUUCGGGCACACCCCGCCUCUCAUCCAACCGUCUCCCUCGUUUGUAACGCGGCAGCACAUGACGGGAAUCUCCUGCCUUCCAACCCCUGCACACAACAACAACAACAGCAGCACCUCCGACUCAAACCAGAACGCCAGUGGCGAGUCAGCAGUCAGCAGCACCGUGAACCCGAUGAUAACCAAGCGAUCCAAGGUGAAGACAGAGGGGGAGGGAGCAAGGCCAGCCUCACCUGGCACUCAGGAUCAUCUGGCUGGAAUCGUGGGUCUCACAGAAGAUUUAGAUAAGGACGAGUGUAAACAGGAGCCGGAAGUUAUAUAUGAGACAAACUGCCACUGGGAGGGCUGCACCAAGGAGUAUGAUACUCAGGACCAGCUUGUGCAUCACAUUAAUAACGAGCACAUCCACGGGGAGAAGAAGGAGUUUGUGUGCCGCUGGGAGGAGUGCUCCCGGGAGCAGAAGCCCUUCAAGGCGCAGUACAUGCUGGUGGUGCAUGUCAGGAGACACACAGGGGAGAAACCACACAAGUGUACAUUUGAGGGCUGUUGCAAAGCCUACUCCCGACUGGAGAAUUUAAAGACUCACCUGAGAUCCCACACUGGAGAGAAGCCGUAUGUCUGUGAACACGAGGGCUGCAAUAAAGCCUUCUCUAACGCCUCGGACAGAGCCAAGCACCAGAACAGGACCCACUCCAAUGAGAAACCCUAUGUGUGUAAGAUCCCAGGCUGCACAAAGAGGUACACAGACCCCAGCUCCCUGAGGAAGCAUGUAAAGACCGUACAUGGGCCUGAAGCUCACGUCACAAAGAAACAGAGAAACGAAGCCCUCCACCGGCCUCAGCCGCCAAGGGAGAACGGAGCAAACGAGGCCAAUGCCAAACAGAGUGGCAGGGGCUUGGAGGAUAACAGCUCAACUAAAGGCAUGGAGGACUGCUUACAAGUCAAACCCAUUAAAACAGAGAACUCUGUGAUGUAUCAGUCCAGCCCAGGUGGUCAGUCGUCAUGCAGCAGUGAGCCGUCCCCGCUUGGCAGCACCACCAACAAUGACAGUGGAGUAGAGAUGCACAUGAACCGUGGAGGUAGCCUGGGAGACCUGGCUGCACUGGACGACCCCCCCAUCGGGGACUCCACUGUUUCCUCUGGGUCCUCGACGGUCGGCCUUCAGCUGCGCAAAAACAUGUCCGCCACACACAGACUUGAACAACUCAAGAGGGAGAAACUAAAGACGGUGAGGGAUUCUUGUUCCUGGGCCAGCCCAGCACCUCAAGCCAGAAACACCAAGCUGCCUCCCAUACCAGCGAUCGGUUCUUUACUGGAGAGUUCAAGUAUUGGUGGACCCACGGCUAUGCUACCCAACCAGAGACUGAAUGAACUGUCCACCAGUAAUGUCACUGUGCUCAAUCAGCUGAACGAACGCAGAGACAGCACCACGAGUACCAUCAGUUCUACCUACACCGUCAGCCGGAGAUCUUCAGGCAUCUCACCCUGCUAUUCCAGCCGCCGUUCCAGUGAGGCCUCCCAGUUCGGGAGUCGUCUGAACAACAUCAGCUCAGCAGACUCCUACGAUCCAAUCUCCACGGAUAUGUCUCGGCGAUCAAGUGAGGCGAGUCUGAGUGGGGGAAUACCAAGCCUCCUGAAUCUCACCCCUGCCCAGCAGUACAGGCUAAAGGCUAAAUACGCCGCUGCAACUGGGGGAGCUCCACCCACUCCUCUACCCAACAUGGACCGCAUGGGUCUCAGGACAAGGAUGCCUCUGUUUGGGGAUGUAUACGAGUCUGCAGCUGCUCCCAUGCAUCCCCCUACUGUGCCACGACGAUGCAGUGACACUGGCUACGCUGUGUCCAGUAUGAUGCUGCAGGAAGUGCCGGGCAACAUCAACAGACGUGCAAGUGACCCUGUACGGAGGCCAGCUGUUGAUCUUCUGUCUCUCCCAAGGGUUCAACGCUUUAACAGUACAAACAGCAUAAACCCGCUCCCCCGGCCAAUGGAGAGACGCAACCUCAGUCUGCAGAACUACACCCGCUCAGAUGGCAGCCUGCACCGACAUGCUUUCUGCUCCCGGCCGCCAAGCAUCACUGAGAACGUUGCUAUGGAGACGAUGUCUGGUGACUUGGACAGUCAGGCUCCAGAGGAUGACAUCAUGCUUCCAGAUGACGUAGUGCAGUACAUUAAAUCUCAGAACAGAGGACCUGUGGAGCAGGACACCAGCUCCACAGACUACAGCAGCCAGGUACUGGGCUUCCAAGGAAAUGAGAAUGUGCCGCAGCAACAUCAGCAUCAGUUUUACGGCCAGCGGAGAAUGGCCAUGGUUGAUGCAAACAUGAAUCAGCCAGGACAAAUAAUGGCACAGUGCCAAAUGAGCCCAGGGAACCAGCAACAGUUCCACACUUCUCCGAUUAUGAAUAAAAAUAACAUGCCUGUCCAGUGGAAUGAAGUCAGCUCAGGUACUGUUGAUGUCCUACCAAGUCAGACAAAGCAGCCGUUUGCCAGAGGGAACUUAGCGGUUGUGCUGCAGAAGCAAAACUUUGGUCAGUAUCAGAACAUUGAUGCCAGCCAACAAACCAUGCAAAUGAAUCAAAAUAAUGCACACAUAGCACAGCAGAGUUUCACGCCAAGGAACACAGACUUAAAUACCCAAAGGAUGAACUACAUGCAGCAAAGGCAGCAGCAGCUUAACUUAAAUGAGCAAAUGAGCCCGCAGCGGGGGUAUAAUCUGAACAAUGCAAUGCUCAGUCCGAGUGCUGCAAGUGUAAACACAGGCCAGCUGCCAUCAAGCAGCAAUAUACCAGGCAGCUCUGCACCCAUGAUGACCAGUAACAGCAGAGGACCCGCAGUGCAGAAUUACAGCUCUCAGUCUGGGGUGGGUCAAAGCCACCUCGCCCCCCCUAAUCAUCACGAAGGUUACUGUCCCACCCAGCAGAAUUUCAACAGUCCCUCCCAACCCACCAUGAUGAACUCAAGUUUCAGCCACGGCAUGAUGCAACCUGGUCCACCUCCAGGACCUGGCCCAUCCAACAGGCAACGUGAGGCUCUGAGCUCCAUGCAGCAGCAGCAGGCUUUUAUAAGAAGUCCACAGUCCAUCCAUGGCAUGAGUCCCGGCCACGCCACUUCAGAAGCAAGCCCCAAAAGGCUGCCUAACAUGGCUCAGUCCCAGGCCCACCAGUGCACUAAUGGCAGCCAGGAAAGCAGCCUGAUGUUUUAUUCAGGACAGAUUCACAUGUAUGAGCACAAUGGAAACCUCGACGCAGGGAUUUCCUGUGCAAGGCAGCAGCAGGUGCCACAGCAGUGUUCCUCUGAUAUAAAGGUUCCCAGCAUGCCUUCCCCAGGAGUCAACCAGGUUUCAAGCACAGUCGACUCCCAGGGCAUGGAGCACGCUCAGAUAGGCUUUGAUGCCAUGAUGGAUGACGGAGAUCAAUCCAGCCUGAUGUCAGGAACCCUCAGCCCCAGUAUCCUCCAGAACCUCUCCCAGAGCUCCUCCCGGCUCACAACUCCUCGCAGCUCUCUGACGCUGCCUUCCAUGCCUGCUGGGAUAACCAACAUGGCUAUCGGAGACAUGAGCUCCAUGUUGACAGCGCUGGCUGAGGAAAGCAAAUUUCUUAACCUGUUGUCUUAACGCCGGGUCAAAAAGAAACAAAAAGACAGACAUUCAUGCUCUUUGGAAUCCUGUCUUUGAUAACCAUUUCAAGUACUGUGUCCUGUUUAUUUGUGGAAAUGACGUAACACUGCUUUUGCUGUGGGCAGAGCAGACUCAGCUUACAGUAGUAAGUUAGCACAUCAAAGUGUGUCGUUUGCGAAUGACUAUUUUUCCGGGGUCUUCUCCAAAAGCACUGACCCAUGCUGGAUUCGACACGAGAAAAACAACAUGUGCAUCUCUCCUUGUAAACUAGGGAAUUAGGAUUAUUUGUGUUUGUUUGUUUUCUGUAAUUAAUGUAUUAUGCAAAUGAAAGUGUUACUGUACCUAUUAGUCAAUAAGGAAUCUAAACUGGCAACAUGUUUUUAUGUCACAUCAAAAGCCAUUAUUUACAAACAUUUUGACAAAGACGUCUUGCCUAAACUUAGAUCUCACCGCAUUGCAUUUCCGUAAACAUAUUGCCGAACUUACAUUGAUAUUCAAGAAACCGGUAUGACAAGUGCCUUGCUAUACUGUAUAUUUCUGUCUGGUGGUAAGAGCACACUGAUAGAAGGCAUUUAGAAUGCUUUUUUUUUUUUUUUUACGAAUUUAUUUGAUAAACUAUUUAAAAGGUAAAAUGACCUAAAUGAUGUCAUGGAUGAUGAUUCUGGCUUGAUUGUCAUCUUGUAUAUAUAACUGUUGCAUUUUCUUCCCCAGACAGAGGGCUUUGUUUGGGUUACUUUAGCCAUCCCCACAACUAUGUCACUUCAGUUUACCUUCUAGGGUUAAAUGCCUGUCAGUAAAUUACAAAUCAAGACUGGAAAUGUAUUUAACAGUGUUCUGAUGAAAAAGACGAGUACGCUAUUGGUCAGUCUGCAGAGAUUACAGUGAGCAAGUACCGCAGAGUGUGCCGUCGACCAUUAGGGAAUGCUCUGCCCUUCAACAAGACAGCACUAGAGAAACUUCUGUCUAAAAAACAAUAUCAAUUCUGUUUUAUUCACCAGAGUUCAAAAUAACCUUUUAUACACUCUUAACAGCACAUAUGUAGUGUGCUAAAUAUGUAUAUAUCUUUUGUACAUUUUAUAAAAUACAAUAACAUUUUUUUUUUACUUA